Messenger RNA from Acanthosepion pharaonis, 528 nucleotides. The record is from the annotation of a GenBank genome assembly. Lineage: Eukaryota; Metazoa; Mollusca; Cephalopoda; Sepiida; Sepiidae.
AUGGCUCCAGGCACUAAUAGAAAUGAGAGAAAUGUCUUUUUUUUCUUUCUUUUUUUUCUUGGUGAGACUUUGAUUUUUCUUCCUCUUUUUUCAUUUUCUUUUUUUCUUAGCUCACCUCCACCACGGGCACUCCCGCCAUCUCCCUCUCUUGUUUCCUCCUCCUCCUCCCUUUUUACUUCUUUUGUAGCUGCUGCAGCAGCAGCAGCAGCCCACCGGUUCCACGAGCAAAUGGCACCAACCACACCAAUCUUGUGUGAGCUUCUCUUCAACUGUUCGAUGUGGGUUGCGUUUUCUUUGCCUCGAUCACCACCACCACCACCAACAACAACAACGGAGGCAGUAGUGGAGGAGGAAGAGGACGACGGCGAGGAAGCAAGAGUCCAUCAUACGCUUCUUUCUUUUCUUUUUUCCCUUGCUUUUCAAUCAUUCGUUCAUUUUUCAUAUUUUUUCAUUCAUUUGUUUGAUUUCUAUUCUUUUUCAAUUCUGACAAUUUUUCUUUACUUUUCCCUUUUCACUUUUUCUUUUUAA